CCUCGAGCGGCAUGGAGAUCGGCAAGCUCGUCGUCGACUGGACAUCAAGCCUCACCGUUGCUCCUGGCACUGUCAUGGCCCUCGAUCAUGGUGCAGCAAUCCUGCAGAGAGUCAAAGACGCUGUGCAGGAAGCCGAUCCCAUCAUACAAGCCGAACUAUUGGAACCACUAUCGCGGCCAAAUACAUGGCGUCGGGCUUUUCCCUUCCUGACUGCCAGUGGUCCCCCGCAGCUCUCCUCUAGGUCUGGCAUCCCCGUUAACCCGCGUAUCCGAGGAGUCAUCAGCGAAAUGAGGGUGCUCUCCAGGAUUCUCAUGCCAUAUCCGAAGAAAGCAAAGUCCACAGUUGUCCUUCGCACUCUCCUGGUCGGCUUUCGCUCUUUAUGGACCGCUGCCUGGACGUGGAUUGAGUUCGUCAACCCCCUCUUCGGCAAGGUUCUCUCAGAGGGUCAUGACCGAGAAUCGCUCUCUGUCGCCAUACCUGCUAUGCUCGCCAUGGCACUGAAGCUGUCGCUUAAGGAGACGGACGCUCAAUCGCAGGCUGGGGACACGAUGAGCGGAGCGCCGCUCACCAUGCUCAUAGCACUCUGGUACCACGACCAUGUAUUGGAUGACUCGGACGCCACGCUCAUGCAGCUCGAGAGCGAUAGCGACGAAUCACUCUUCCUGCGGACGAGGCAUAGCCAGGGCACUAUCGGCGAGCUCAUCACCAAGUCUGACUCCCCAUACUACGACCGGGUCGUCGAGGUGUUGGCCAAGAUAUCGGGCGGUCACCCCGGCAAGCUUCGACGCAGAAUGCUAGCAAAUUUGGGGCGUGGCCUGCGUCUGCAUCACCACAUCGCAGACGUUACUUGGGAGGAUGUUUACAUCAAUCCUAUCGUCUACCUUGCACGCAUACCGUCCUACACAUUCCCUCCCUCCUCGAGCAGAACGAUACGGAGGCAGACUAGUCACUUGCUGGAGCUGUCUCGCGCACCGGACACGGCCGUUCGUGCUGCCUCCAUGGGCAUGAUUCUCUACGCUCUGCACAGCACAGAGCUGGAUGGUCGUGUUAUAUACCUGGCACUAUCGGGCGGGCUGCUGACCGGCCUGCGGAAUACCCUCGCUCAACUUGCCUGUCUUCCGGAGGAUCACGUCCUCGGUUUCCGUGCUGGCCCCGAGGUCAUGAUCACCACCGUAUGCAUGACAACCCACCUUCGCCAUGUAGCAAAGCGCUUCAUCAGCUCUGGUGACGACCUUGUUCUGUUGGGAGAACUGCCGUCCCACUUAGGCAUGCUGCCCACGCGGUGGGAACAGCUCGUUGAGGAGAAGAGACUUCUUUCUUUGGCAUGGGAAGUGUGUAGGCAGAGGUUGAAAAGUGUUCGACACUGCUCGAAUCCAACAUGCACGUCGAACACCAAGGACCUCAGGGUCUGCGCCUGUCGGGAAGUAUAUUACUGCUCGGAGGAAUGCCAGAGAAUACAUUGGCGCGUGCAACAUCGUGUAGAUUGUGAGGGAGCGGCGGAGGUCACGCCCUUUGAAGCGGGCAGUAUCAAGUUAGGGCUAGAAGACCGGAUAUUCCUCGAGGAAACGACGCGGUGCCGCGUCAAUGUCAGCCACUCGCUAUUGUGCAAGGAAAUUGCUCUGCCUGCUAUUCAAGCCGACCUCAGAGACGGCUGUCAUAUCGAACUUCAUGUCAUCUUUGACGCAGAAACGCCGAAUUUCGAUUUCAGGGUAGACACAGUGGAUCGAUGGCCAGCCGAAGGGGCGCAGCGUACUAUGAUGUACAUCGUUGCGGACUUCGAGUAUUUCCACGUCAAGGAGAUGCUGAGGUUGAAACCUUUCCCCCUGCAGGAAUUCUUGAAUAUGAUAGUACAGCAGCCAUCGUAUCCGUGGCGCUUUGAAUAG
Messenger RNA from Schizophyllum commune H4-8, 1883 nucleotides. RefSeq lists its product as uncharacterized. The coding region runs from base 12 to 1883 and encodes 623 amino acids. The transcript has 3 exons. NCBI's taxonomy places the organism in Eukaryota, Fungi, Basidiomycota, Agaricomycetes, Agaricales, Schizophyllaceae. The record is from RefSeq and is a predicted model, not a curated record.